AUGAAAGUUUCCGAGAUAUGUUCAGACGACUUAGACUUAUAUGUCUGUAUUUUACGCUCAGAUUAUGGAAGUUCAUUAAAGAUUGAUCAUGGAAGAACGAUUAUUAUCAAGCAACACUCUAAAGAUGAUGAUGAUAUUCGGUUGAUUAGUUCAGAAGGAUCAACGGUAUUAAAAGCAGAUGAUCAAAAUGUUCAAGAAAGUCCGAAGCAAGAAAUCACCAUGGCCGCUGUUCCAAUUACAAAAUUUCAUCUUUUGAUCUCAGAAAUUGAAACUGCUUUUAAUGAGAUGCUUACAUUGAAAUAG
Funneliformis mosseae is the source of this 303-nucleotide messenger RNA. The record is from the annotation of a GenBank genome assembly. NCBI's taxonomy places the organism in Eukaryota, Fungi, Glomeromycota, Glomeromycetes, Glomerales, Glomeraceae.